Auanema sp. JU1783 is the source of this 3045-nucleotide messenger RNA. The record is from the annotation of a GenBank genome assembly. Lineage: Eukaryota; Metazoa; Nematoda; Chromadorea; Rhabditida; Rhabditidae.
AUGGCUGCUGCCCGUUUAUGGAAUAAAACAGAAAUGCUAAUGAAUGGCUCCAUUCGCCUUUCACUUUACAAAUCUAAAAGAAGCAAAUUGAUGGUAGCGGUAGGAGACGUUCCAGGUCCGGUUGUGAACGGAAGCAUUUCCUUCGUAACCGAAACCGAAAACGAUGAUGGGUUGCCACACACAUUAGAACAUUUGGUCUUUAUGGGAAGUAAAAAAUAUCCUUUCAAGGGAGUUUUAGAUGUGAUCGCUAAUAGGUGUUUGGCUAAUGGAACUAACGCAUAUACUGACCAAGACCAUACAGCAUAUACUCUCAAUACGGUCGGCAGUGAGGGUUUCUUCAAAGUGUUGCCUGUGUAUAUUAAUCAUUUACUUACUCCCAUUCUUUCGGACUCACAAUUCACCACCGAAGUGCAUCACAUAAAUGGCGAAGGUAUAAACGCCGGAGUAGUUUACAGUGAAAUGCAAGAUUAUGAAUCUGAAAUGGAAGACAUGAUGCUUAAAAAGCAAAAGGAACUGAUGUACCCAGCUGGUAAUGCUUACAGGGCUGACGCAUAUGGGCGAUUAAAAAAUCUCAGAGACUCGUGCACAAACGUCAAGGUGCGAGCCUUCCAUGAAAAAUUUUAUCAUUUGAGUAACAUGAUGGUAACAGUUUGUGGACGGUUGGAUCACGAACGUCUACUGGCUAUUAUGGAGCAAAUUGAAGAGGAGCACCUACCCAACUGCCCCGUCGAUUUCCCACGACCAUUCAACUUUGAACUGGUCGCGCCAACUGAAGCGAAAACCGAAAAAGUGGUUUGCCCCUCAGAUGAUGAUUCUCGUGGAAUAGUUGAUAUGGCUUGGUUCGCCCACAAACCCUCCGAUGUUAUUACUUCCGUAGCUUUGGAAGUUUUGUUCGACUAUAUGUCAAAUACGCCGAUUUCCCCUCUUCAAAAAGAUUUUGUGCUUUUGGAUGAUCCACUAGCCAGUUCUGCCACGUUCAACGUUGAUGAGCAAAAUACAUGCAUCAUCCAUCUCUCCUUCAAUGGCGUACCGACUCCAAAGUUGGACGAAGUUGCGAAGAAGUAUUUGGAGAAGACUGUUCCUGAAUUGAGUGAUCCUAGCGCUUUCGACAUGGAGCGUAUGGGAUUCUUGAUUGAGCAGUCGAUUCAAAGUCAGAUAGUUCAGACCGAGAGCAAUGCUCAUAGUGAUAUUAUUGCUCAUCUUAUUGGAUACCAACUGUUCGACAAAAAUGAUGAUGAUUUACUUAUCAAGAGAAUGGAUCCCGUUGCUGUCCUUAAUGAUUUAAGAUCAAAACCUGCUUCUUACUGGGCAUCCCUUAUAUCCGACUUAUUCACUAAGCCAGCCAUAACCGUAAUUGGAGUUCCAAAUGAGGAUCUAGUACAAAAGGUUUCUGAUAUCGAGCAGGCCAGGAUAGAAUCUCAGAAAACUAAACUAGGAGAUGACGGUUUGAAGAAGUGUGGCGAGACUCUAGCUAAUGCUAUUCAUGAGAACACAGUCAAUAAGGCAUCAGAUGAAGUUUUGAGUCAGUUAAUUGUAGAAAACCUGGAGAACUUCGAUAGCUUCGAUGUACAGAAGUUCAGUAAUAGAGAUUCGGGAAAAAGCUCUGAUCAUAUAAACGCAUUCUUAAAUCAGUUCAAGUUCCCUGCUUAUCUUCAUAAAUGUUCUUCAAAGUUUUUGGAACUUUUCUUCUUAAUUGAUACCAGCUCUUUGACUCUCGAGCAGAGAUCAUAUUUGCUUCUUUUCGCCGAGCUAUUAUUUGAAUCACCAGCUAAUAUCGACGGCAAAACAUGCUCGGCUGAUGAGGUAGCCAAACUGUAUACAAAGGAUUUGGUAGACCAUUCUAUUGAAGUUGGAAUUUCGGGAGUUCAGGAUAAGCUUUUCAACAUUACUCUCAAGGUUCCUGCUAAUAAUAAGUAUACGAACUUGGCAAAAUGGGCCGAAAUUUUCACGACUGGCAUUAUUUUUGAUGUCGAGAGAAUUAAAAUGUGCGCUCUCAAAUUGGUUAGCGAAGCUAAGGAACAGAAAAGGGAUGGAAACUGUGUAGCAGCAGCAGCGUUGUGUUGUCUCACUUAUGACGAAAAUAGCAAUGCACAUCUUUACGAAUCAAUUGUGUUGGAGAAACAUCACGAGAAGAUUGCUCAGAUGUGUACCAGCAAUCCUUCUGCUGUCCUUGCCGCAAUGGAAGAUCUUCGUAAGGCUCUCAAGUUAGCAGGUGCAAAUGUGCAUUUUGUCGGAGAUAUCGAUGCCAUUGAUAAGAGUUUGUUUGACCCAUCUAAAUGGGAGUUUGUGAAUAACCAGAAUAUCCCUCAAUAUUCGGUUGAUGUUUCGGAUUACGUGAAAGAGGAUAAAAUGGGCGUUGAGAAAGUAUUUACUGUUGGAGGCUCAGAAUCUUCUUUCAUCUAUCAAAAUAGUGUCAUUGACGUUGAUUGGAAUAGCUCUGACGUCAUUCCGACUUUACUCUUCUCUCAAUAUCUUAGUCAGACUGAAGGACCUUUAUGGCGAACCAUCAGAGGAGAAGGAUUGGCUUAUGGGGCUGAUAUUUAUGUCAAGCCAGAUCGAAGAGUUGCUUCUUUACAACUUUAUCGUUGUGCGCAACCUACUCAAGCCUUCGACCAGACUCGUAAACUUGUUAUGGAUAUCAUAGCAGCGGGUGAGUUGGAUAAAUCAGAGUUUGAAGCUGCCAAAAGAUCACUGGUAUUCGGGAUGAUGAAGAAAGAAGCAACAGUUAGCUCAACCGGAAAGCUUAGCGUUGUGAACACUUUGCGAGGCGUACCUCUGACCUUCCAAAGAGAACUCUGCGAACAAAUUUGGAACGCAAACGUUAAAGAUGUUCUAGAACGCGGAGGACCCAAGAUAUUGACCUUAUUCGAAUCUCCUAUCCGAGCGAUUUCUGUGCAUCCUCAAAAAUUGAAUGAAAUAAAGAAGGGUUUCAGUCAGAUCCAGUCAGCACCUCUGACAUCCUUACAGUAUAACGGUUCUACCAAAAGAGCUCAUUCAGGAGCGAAAGCUCAAACCAAGAGAAGAAAACUAGAUAACGAAUUCUAG